Molecule: messenger RNA, 940 nt
Organism: Boleophthalmus pectinirostris (great blue-spotted mudskipper)
Lineage: Eukaryota; Metazoa; Chordata; Actinopteri; Gobiiformes; Gobiidae
Gene: apoa4a
Product: apolipoprotein A-IV a
Exons: 4
Coding region: 92-838 (248 amino acids)
Biological process (GO): very-low-density lipoprotein particle remodeling; high-density lipoprotein particle assembly; triglyceride homeostasis
Cellular component (GO): high-density lipoprotein particle; extracellular region; blood microparticle
Molecular function (GO): phosphatidylcholine-sterol O-acyltransferase activator activity; cholesterol binding; phospholipid binding
Source: RefSeq, a predicted model, not a curated record
GUUUUUACUAUAAAAGUUUGUUUUCACCCUGAGCCAACACAGAGGUGCCAAGACGAAGAAGAGGGACCGGCCCACACUGCACGAUUCAAAGAUGAAGUUCCUUGUGGUUCUCGCUCUUAUUUCUGUUUGCAAUGCCAACGUCCUGUGGCACGAGCAGCCCAAGACCGGCGCGGACAUGGUAAAGGAAGCCUUCUGGGACUACGUUGCCAAAGCGACGCAGAUGGCCGAGGAGUCGCUGAAACAGAUCCAGGACUCUGAGCUGGGACAGGAAGUCAACACUAAACUCUCCCAAAGCACAGACACUGUCAACCAGUACGUCGUCGCGUUGAAAACCCAGGCUGGCCCUCUGUCCGAGAACCUGCUCACCCAGAUCACCGAGCAGACCGAGAAUCUGAAAUCUCGCCUGGAGUCUGAACUCUCCGCCGUCAACACCAACCUCAAACCAGUGGCCGAGCAGUUCAUCACCAACCUUCAAACCAAGAUGGACGAACUGAAGAGAGACAUCGCCCCCCUCGCCGAUGCCAUGGACCCCGAGACCCUGAAAACCGUCCUCAUGCAGAAGAGCCAGGAGAUGAAGACCAACCUGCAGGCUCAGAUGGGACCCUACGCCGAGGAGAUCAAGCAGAAGAUGGAGCAGAGCAUUGAGGAGUUCCAGACCAGUUUGAUGCCACUGGCGCAGAAUUUUGAAGUGCAGGUCAACCAGAAAGUCCAGGAGGUGCAGCAGACCCUGGCCCCAUACGGAGAGGAGCUGAAGGCUAAAAUAGAGGCCAAUGCCCAAGACGUGAAGGCCCAGGUCAUAGCGCUGUGGGAGGCGUUCACCAAGAGCAUCACCCAGUAAAAACCCAACCACCACCACCUCCACUCUUCUGCUCCAGUUACCUUCUGCUAUUUAUUUCACCUGUACCAGAGUAUUUUAGUAAUAAAAUGAUGCCACUGUGAA